Messenger RNA from Clonostachys solani, 390 nucleotides. Lineage: Eukaryota; Fungi; Ascomycota; Sordariomycetes; Hypocreales; Bionectriaceae. The record is from the annotation of a GenBank genome assembly.
AUGACUCAAACAGUCCUCCCAUCAGCAGCGGCCCCUCCGGUCUACGAUGCCGCCUCAGGUGUCCCAGAUGUCGCUGAAAAGCAACAAAUCUGCCCCCGCCACGGCACUUCCACGACGCCCACGAUUGACAAGCACCUGCGCCAGUUUCACGUCAACGACAGGCUGCAGGCCCUCGCUCCAGGCACCACCGCGCUGGAUGGCCAGGGCUGCACCCGAUGCACAGUCGAGGCCGUCGCCAGUGUCCUGUCCGGGUAUACGAGGGACCUCAAGGCGGCCAAGAAGUCAGGCCAGCUCACCAAGCAGGAGAAGAAGGCCAUGAAGGCCGAGGCCAAGGCGAUGAGCAAAGAGAUCAAGAGGGAUCUGAAGGCUACUUGGAAGAAGGCCGCCUAA